GCUUCAUCCGGCGAUUAUCCAUUCUCUUAUACAGCUGACCAUAACCAAACAUUAAAUGAUGGACAAUUUCGAAGAUGAGGAAACUCCUCCUGUUGGAGAUCUAUCACAGUGUAACACUUGCAAAAGAAUGUUCUUCCCGAAAGUCCUGGAGAAACAUUCCAAAAUCUGCCAAAAGUCAGCAGCGAAAAGGAGGAAGGUUUUUGACUCCAGCAGGCAACGAGCACAGGGAACCGACAUCCCCACACUCAAACCCCUCAAACCAAAGUCACAAAGUUCAUCUUCUUCUCAGAAAGCGGAGCCCCCUAAAAAGGCGUCCAACUGGCGCAAGAAACACGAUGACUUCAUCGCAGCCAUCAAGGCUUCCAAGGCCAGCAUGAAGGCCAUGAAGGACGGUGCUCCUUUGCCGCCACCUCCGCCUCCUACGUAUGACCCAGAUCUUAUUCAGUGUCCGUACUGCCAGCGGAGGUUCAACGAAAGCGCCGCCCAAGGCCACAUUAAGUUCUGUCAGGAUCAGGCCGCCCGCAUGGCCAUCAAGAAUAAGUCGAGUGAUGCCAAGAAACCUCUUCGCACACAGUACAAGCCUCCAGCUCCGGUCAAGAAAACCAGCUCUGCAGCGUCAACCAUCCCCUCGGCCUCCUCCCGCCUACCUCAGCGAUCAGGUCUUGGCCAGACGACUGGGGUCCCUUCCAAUAAGACCUCGUCGGCACCUCCGAUGAGGACUAACACGUCUGGACUCACAAGUCCUGGGUCUGGUGUGGGAAUGAAGAACCGAGCAGUGAGCUCCGGGUACGGUUCUGUGAGGAACACUCCAGCUGGAAGAGGGCCGCUCAACAAGAAGAAACAAGAAGACGCUUACAUAAUGAGGAAUGACAUGGACAGCGGGGACAAUGUCGGCAACGGCGAAAUAAAGACCAAGUUUUGUCACUCCUGCGGUACCAGGUACCCGAUAGAAUCGGCCAAAUUCUGCUGCGAGUGCGGCAUCAGGAGGCUGCGUAUUUAAGAAAUAUGAUGUAUUAUUGUUUCUAUUUAUGUUUUCCACCCUGUCACUUCAAGCCCAAUUGAAAGCUAUGAAUCGAUGCUUUUUUAGUAAAGCCGCGUUAGCUUAGGUUACAGCCUUCAACUUUGUGAGAUAAAACAAACCCCCCCCUCCGCCCUCCCAACAGAAUCUCGUAUUAGUUAAAGUGUAUCACAGGAUAUCCACUUAAUGUUUGAGUCUUUGAGUCACAUUAUUGAUGCAAAAAGGGUUUGGUUAUCAGGUAAAAAAAAAAAUAGGGAGCGUAUAGCAGAGACGUGUUAUGUAAGGAAUGAGCUCCGAGCUUGUUUUGAAAAGGUGAAAAAUGAAAGUUAAGUGUGGCAUGAAUCUGUAGAGAAGUGGGUGUUAUUUCACUCACCCCCCCUGUGGCUCAAUCUUCAGCCGAGCAUGCCGGAAAACGGCGUCUCCAUUUCCUCGUAGCAGAAUUUGUUCCUUUCCAAGUGCAAUACGAUUCACUACUGAAGAAAAUGUCUGGUUUUUUAUUUUUUCAUUUUUUUUUUAAAUGAAAACUUAGGAGAUAAAAAAGAAAUCUCAAUUGUUUCACAAUUGUGACUGUCCUGACAUAUCCCAACCAAUGUAGCAUUCCCAGAAUCCCAUAUAUUCCCUUUUCUUAUUCCCACUUCUCCAUUCCGUUUUAUUUUACCGGAUGAAAAAUGACUGCAUUGUAUAUUUUGUUUUUAUUUGCCAAACUCUAUAUUGUUGUGGUAUUCAGAGACUGAAAGUAAUCUGGGUGAAAUACUGCAUUAAACCUUAGAAUUUGGCAGGAAAUGGUACAAAAAUACUACAUCUCUGCGUGUGCAAAAAUGUUAUUCAAUGAAAGCAGUAAAGAUUGCAGUUUUGCGUUGUUUAUCGCAGUACCAUUUAUAGAUUUAAUAUUUUUGUAAUCCGAGCGUAAACAACAUGUGGUUUUUAACAUUAUUAGAGCCCUCUAACAUGAACUAACACCCCUAUAGUCACAUUUACGCUUGUAUUUAUGUUUUUAUUUUGUAUAGUCGCUUGUUUUUAGAACGUUUUUCUUGACUUGCAGUAUAUCAGUAUGACA
Molecule: messenger RNA, 2075 nt
Organism: Doryrhamphus excisus (bluestripe pipefish)
Lineage: Eukaryota; Metazoa; Chordata; Actinopteri; Syngnathiformes; Syngnathidae
Gene: zc2hc1a
Product: zinc finger, C2HC-type containing 1A
Source: RefSeq, a predicted model, not a curated record